AAAUUGGUUCAAAAUGUGAUUAAAAAGAUAAACAAUCACUAUAUAUAAGUCACACUGAUAUCCACUCAUGAUUGAAUUUUGUUUUAAAUAAUUUUUAUCCUAAUAUUAUUAAGGAUUUAGUUUUUUUAAGCAAUUUGUGACUGUAUAUAUAUAUAAUAAAAAUGAAAAGAUGGUCUUGUGAACCAAGUCAUGAAAAAAUUCCACUUGCAGAAAACCCUUCCUUUGAAGGUGGUUCUGCAUAUGAAACAUUUGGUCAUAGUGGUGAAGAUAUUGAAGUAAAUCAAGUGGACAAUGCUAUUGAGAUGCUUGAUGAUGUGUUGUAUGAUGUGAGUGACGAUGAGAAUGAAAGAGACGAAGAUGAAAGAUUUGAUCAGAAUCUAAUGGAAUCUUUGCCUUCAACUCAGCUUCGCAAGCUUAGAGGAAUAGCCUCAUCAGGGACAAUGCGUCACAGAGUGCAGGGUGUAGAAUUACUUGAUCUGCAUGACCAGCAGGAUUACACAGUGAGUAAUGAGGUGGAUGUUGAUGAAGUUGCAAUACAUGGCUUAGGUGCAUCCAAUGUCAAUCAAAUUAAAGACAUGACAACAACUUUUGACAGAAAGAAAUCUGUCAGACUGCGUGUUCAUGAAAAUGAAAAACGAGGCAGACCUAUUAGUGGAUGGCAAAAUUUUAAAUAUGAAAAUGCCAUGAAAUGGGUUGGAGUAAAAAAUCAUGUGGCAGAUUCUUUUUCGUCGAUGGAUCUUUGGAAAGAUCACAUGAAAAAAAUACAAGGUUUAUUUGGCACUGGUGUUUUGGCGUAUUUCUCUUUCCUAAGAUGGCUGCUCUACAUUAAUUUGUUGGUUUCAUUGCUGACUGUCUCAUUCUUGUUUGUUCCUCAAAUAAUUUUCAAUCCUAGUUCAAAAAAUAACACAGAAAGUUUCACUGGCUUGGAGCUUUUGACAGGAGAGGGUUGGUUGACGCACUCAGAAUUAUAUUAUGGCCAGUACACAAAUAAAAAGAUUGACGAUGUUUAUGAAAUGAAGUAUGCUUACCUACUUGUUGGCGGAGGUUAUGUUUUAAUAUGCAUUAUUGCUUUGGCUGCAAGCAUGGCGAAGUCGUAUAAACAUAACUACAUUGAUGGUGGAGAGGCUUUCUCCACAUUUUCUUCAAAAGUAUUUUGUUCUUGGGAUUAUGGCAUAUCCAACAAAGAAACUGCUGAAAUAAAGAAAGGAAGCAUAGCACAGGACAUCAUAGAAACGCUUGGAUCAAACAGAGAAAGAAAUGAGAGAACGUGUUGUAGCAUUUGUUACGUUGUCAUGUUGCGACUAGUUACGAAUAUUGUGACGCUAGGAUUAAUGGCUGGAUCCGUGUUCCUCAUAUUUUAUGUUUCUGAGUAUGCUUUGGAUGGUUUUUUAGAAAAAAAAGAUGACUCAAAUCAUUUGAUAGGUCUUCUUCCUGCAAUUACUAUUUCAGCAGUUAACUUAAUUAUGCCAUCAGCUUUUCGUUUAAUUGCAUCGAUUGAAAAUUAUGAGUAUGCUCAAAGUGAUCUGUGGAUUUCUCUGCUCAGAACUGCUGUGCUCAAGUUGGCGAGUCUUAUUGCUUACGUUGUGACCUUGCACACGGAACUAAAUAAAAAACAAGAUGUCAUACGAAGUGGUGAGGGGGUAUGUUGGGAAACUUACAUUGGACAAGCAUUUUAUAAAUUGAUUAUUAUUGACUUUCUGUUUGUGCUAUUGUCGACAUUUUUUGGUGAAUUCAUACGAGACGUUUUUGCUCAACGAGUUAGCUGUUGCAGAAGUUACCGACCUGGCUUCGAUGUAUCAAAGAAUGUUUUGAACUUGAUAUACGCCCAGGGAAUUUGUUGGCUUGGUACGUUUUACAGCCCUCUUCUUCCAGUUAUUAACGUUUUAAAACUUAUCAUUGUGUUUUAUGUGAAAGUGAUCAGUGUUCAACGAAAUUGCCGUCCUUCCAUGCGUCCUUUCAAAGCGUCGAAGAUGAGCGUGAUAUUCAUAGCAUUGCUAUCUCUCAUGCUGAUUCUUUCGCUUGUUGUUGUCGGAUACGUCAUCAUGAACGAAGACGCACUUCGGCCAUCUCACGCUUGUGGACCAUUUAGGGGGACACAAAGCAUAUUUUCUGUUGUUUGGAAUAUUAUAAAUGCGGAUGAGGUAUUGGAGCGCAUAGUUAACGUCAUAUCGUCUCUCUCUGUCAUCGCUGGUAUACUGUUUUUUAUUUGUCUGCUUGCUUACUACUUCCGUAUGAGGAAACAAUCAAGUGAAAAGAAAAUCAAAUUACUGAAACAUCAACUUGCAUUGGCUGGCCAAGACAAGCAGUAUUUGAUCAAGAAAUUACGUCAAAUACUUGCACAGCCUCCACAUGUGCAAUAAUCCAAUAUACAUUAUUAUUAAAAUGUUGUAUAUUCCUUCGUUUAUAUCCAAAGAUACUCUCGCGAUUAGGGAAAAUAUUUAUUUAACUUUAUCCUGUAAGGAUAUAAAGUUAAUUUUGGUAGUGGAUAUCUUUCAUCUGUUAAUUAUCUUCUUGUCUUUCGUUAGACCUUUUAUAUGUCUGUGAGAAAUGUUUUGCAUUUCUACAAGUGCUGGUCAAAAAAAUUUCGGUCUUGUUUUUAUAGAGUUUCUAAUUGUCAAAGAGACGAAGAGAUUUCUAAGUGUUGCUUAAGUCUGACUUAAUCCAACAUAUUUUUACCAACAAAUUGCAGGUUUUGCGCAAAGUAAACUUGGAUUUUAAGACAGUUCAUUGUAUUACGCAUCUUUUGUAAAACAUUUUUACACUUUUGAUACUGUUCGUGUUACUGUUAAUAUUAUUUUGUAUAUUAGAAAAUUAUAACACGAAGAAGUAAAUAUAAUUUUGUAAAGAACUACUUUUUCUUCUGUUUUUGUUUUUGAAAUACAGUAUCUGUCCAAUUAACGGACACUCUGAAAGGCGGAGACCUCUGAUUAGCGGACACUUUGUCCAUGCACCGGCCGUUUUCUAGUCAAAGUCUCAUAAAAAUUUUUCUAAUUAGCGGACACUCAAUUAGCGGACACUCUGAUUAGCGGACAAAUUUUUUUUGCACGAAAUGGCAACUAUAGGCUUUUUUUUCUCUCCAAUUAGCGGACAGUCUAAAAAAUUAGGGAACAACAUACAAAAUAAUGAAAAAUUGAACAAUUUUA
Messenger RNA from Hydractinia symbiolongicarpus, 3143 nucleotides. RefSeq names its product transmembrane channel-like protein 3. The coding region runs from base 162 to 2360 and encodes 732 amino acids. Lineage: Eukaryota; Metazoa; Cnidaria; Hydrozoa; Anthoathecata; Hydractiniidae. The transcript is spliced from 19 exons. The record is from RefSeq and is a predicted model, not a curated record. Gene Ontology annotation, molecular function: mechanosensitive monoatomic ion channel activity. Gene Ontology annotation, cellular component: plasma membrane.